AUCUCCUCAUUCCCUAUAUAUACUACCCAAAUCACAUUCCCAAUUCCCUGUUUCUCAUAUCAACUUGUUGUAGCAAAACAAAACCCAAUUGCUUUCUGGCACUUUCUCGUGUUUCAGUUUGGUCUUAACCUUAACCCAUACACACACUUUGUUGUUAUGUUUGUAUGUAUUGUUUGAUUCUUGUUAGCUUCUUUUCACAGCUCCUUUGAAUCUGCAUCUGGUUCAGAUUCUGGUUCCUUAUUCUUUUCUUAGUUCUAACUUAGUUAUAUUACACCAUUAUUCUUUUCUUAGCUUAGUACUUCUGUUAUCACAGAUAUAAAUACUGUUGUAUUGUUCCUUACACUUUUAGUUCUUAAGGGCCUUGUUGAUUAGUAAACAUGAUCAAUAUCUCAUUAGGUUUGGCUUCUGAUGAGAACAGAGAAAUCUACAAUUUUGAGAACAGGGUGGUUCAGAGCCAUGGUUUUGAGCAUGAUUCUGAGCCUGAGACUGACCAUGAGGAUCAGGAGUCUUCGGUUUCGGAUUGCGAAAGCAUGGUGGUUGGGGGGAGUACUAAGAGUGAGUUUGAGUCAUCUGGGGAGAAAUUGGUGAGCUUGAAUGAGGAGGAUAAGCUGUACAAGACUAUUGCAGAGAGGCUUCUGGUGGGCUUGAGAGAUCUUGGUUUGGAUGCUCAAGUUGAGAGUGUUUGCAGGAAUUUUUUUGCUGGUUUUACUUUUCAAGCUAGGUUUCAGGCGUUUAGAGUGUUUCAGAAGGCUUUGGAGAGGAAGAAUGGGGGUGCAAAUGUUAAGUAUGCUUGGUAUGGUGGGAGAAAAGAUGAGAUUAUUAAGAUUCUUGCUCAUGGGUUUGGUCAUUGUAGACAAGGAGAUGGAACUGAGGGUUCUUAUGGGACUGGUGUUUAUCUGUCUCCUUUUUGUGCUCCUGUUGAAAGUGUGCAAGCUGCAGUGGAAGAUGAUGAUGGAUUGAGGUAUCUUCUGCUUUGUCGAGUUUUAUUGGGGAGGGUUGAACUUGUUCGCCCUGGUUCGCAACAAUAUCAUCCAAGCUCCAGUGAGUUCGAUUCUGGAGUUGACAGCUUGGAAUGUCCUAAGAAAAUUAUAGUUUGGGCUAAUCAGAUGAAUACCCACAUUAUGCCGGAAUUUUUAGUCACUUUCACAGCUCAACCUUGCUCAAAAGGUCACCAGAGGACUCAGAUUCGAAAACCGACUUCACCUUGGAUGCCGUUUCCAAGUCUGAUUUCGACUCUGGCUAAGGUUUUGCCACCUGAUGCAACCAAUUUGAUUAUGAAGUAUCACCGCGAUAAUAGAGAUAAUAAGAUCUCACGGCAGGAGUUAAUACAGCGAGUUAGACAAAUUGCAGGGGAUAAUUUGUUGGCAACAGUCAUUAGAUCUUUCAGAAACAAGUAUUACGAAGCAUCAACUGUAAAUACACCGAGCAAGCUCCAGCAGCAGCGGAAGGGGAGAGUCUCUGCUUGCCGAGUGAAGAAUUGAAGCUGGUAUCUGCAGAAGGCAGGGCAUUUGAACCAACAUGUUCCUGACUAUAAAGAAUCAAAACAAUCAUACAAGGAAGCUAGAUAGAUGAUGAUGAUACCAGAAUUUUGACAGCAGAGUUUAGUAGAAUGAGCUAAUGAUCCUCUCUUUUAUCAAGUUCUAAAACGUUUGUCUUGUAAUAAAGUGGAAAAUCUAGUUUGUUGCAAGGUGUACUUGGUCAGUUACUAAUUUGUGUUUCAAUCUGUUGACCUUACUAAUCAAAAAUUAUUCAUCUUACGUGCUA
Messenger RNA from Daucus carota subsp. sativus, 1764 nucleotides. RefSeq names its product probable inactive poly [ADP-ribose] polymerase SRO5. Gene Ontology annotation, molecular function: NAD+ poly-ADP-ribosyltransferase activity. The record is from RefSeq and is a predicted model, not a curated record. NCBI's taxonomy places the organism in Eukaryota, Viridiplantae, Streptophyta, Magnoliopsida, Apiales, Apiaceae. Bases 378 to 1481 code for a protein of 367 amino acids. The transcript is spliced from 5 exons.